Messenger RNA from Paramuricea clavata, 723 nucleotides. The record is from the annotation of a GenBank genome assembly. NCBI's taxonomy places the organism in Eukaryota, Metazoa, Cnidaria, Anthozoa, Malacalcyonacea, Plexauridae.
AUGGAAACCAAUCUUGCCACGGAGAAGGUAGAUCUCGCGAAAGCAAAACGAGAUUUAUUGCUACGAUUUAUCAAAGAUCAAGAACAACUUCAGACUAGUCAAGUUGGGAUCAAAGCAAGCAACAACGACGAAACUUUCGAUAUUCUUGAUGGCAUAGCGGCCACAGAAGAUAGUUCAAACAAUGGCGGCAUUGCUAACACCACUCAUGAGCGAAGUGAACACAAGAAAGUCGGCUUGGAAGACAUGCGGCGCAUACCAAGAAGUCAAACAUGUAUGCCAAACUUUAGAACACAAAACGAAGGUUCUGCUUUAGAGGAGUUAAAAGAAGACAAGCUUCAUUACAGACUGAAAAGUGGUAAAAAGUUGCAAAACAGAAUGAACUCUGGUGAGAGGCCUUCGACUGAAGGUUCCUUUAGAAGACUUAGAUCUGCUCCAACAUUUACUGAUCGACAACCGAGACACUUUAUUCGUUCAGGAGAUAUUGAGGUAAAAACAAGAAAAGUGUCUUCACUCAGUAUUGUGGUUCCCAAAGAAAGUGACAAACUGACAAGGCGAAGAUCUUCUCUAACUUGUGCCCAGGUGACACGACCUCGGGUGGGCAUUUCAGCAGUAGAUGUGGAACUAUUUGAUAAACAUACAGUUCCUUCUAUCGCUGGACCUUAUACAAUGUUCCAUUUACCACCCAUUGCUUCAGACAGCGCCCCAACACCGCCAUCAACGUAG